AUGGAGAUCUGGAGGAGAACUUGGGCCUGCUCGAAUGAGGAGUACUGCUACAGCAAGAAGGAUCCAAAUACUGAUAUUCCACAUCCCAUAUUGUUCGGUUCAAAUGGAUGUACGGACCAGAAUGGGCAAUGUGGAGAUCCUACAGUUGGAAAGAAAAAGAAGAGAAAGGGUGUGGCAAGGGGAAUGAAGAAAGUGACACCAGAGGACUUGGUAGAGGUGCAGGCACUCGAGUCAGCAGGUUUGAGGGUUAGCAGUUCUUUAUAUUUUAUGGCAAGGCAAAAUGGAGGUGCCCUUUUGGUUAGAUUUAUGUUGAAGGACUUAUACAACAAAUUGGACAGUUAUAGGAGACUUAAUAGCGAACUUGGUGAUGCAGAAGCAACCAUGAACUGGUUACGCAUAAAAAGAUUGGAAGAUCCUAAUUUUUUUUGUAGGUAUAUCAGAGAUGAAGAUGGGAGAUUAGCUGCUCUGUUUUGGAGGGACCAUGCUUUAUUCUUGGACUACCAAGCAUUUGGGGAUGUUUUGAUCAUAGAUAGCACCUACAAAACAAACAUCUAUGGAAUGCCAUUGGUGUUGUUAGUCAGUACAAACAACCACCAAGCUAGUGUGGUAUUUGGUUGUGCUCUCGUUCGUGAUGAGAAGGAGGACACGUUCCAUUGGUUGAUUGAGCGAUUCGUUUCUUCAAUGGAGAACAAGGUCCCAAUAACUGUUGUAACAGAUGGGGAUGAAAGGUUGCACGCUGCACUUCACACACACAUGCCAAAAACAAGUAUAGAAGAAUGGGACAUGAUGUGGGUGAAGAUGAUAGUGGAAAACGACUUGGGGGACAAUGAAUGUCUAAAGACACUCCAUGAUAGGCAGGGACAUCAUUGUGGCGGAAUUUGCAGCACACAAUGGUGUGAGGGUAUGAAUAACAAGGUUAAGACAAAGGUGUGUGCUUACGUCAAGCUGGUUCAAUUUGUACCAAGGUUGUACCACAAUGUUGGGCGGUUGAGAGAUCGGUAUAUGUUGGAUGACUUUAAGUCCCGCAAUUACCACAUGAAAUUUGAAUUACCAAUGAAGGCCGUUGAGGAACAAGUAUUCAAUAUCUACACGGACGACAUCUAUUUAGUCAUCAGGGGCCAUAUGGUGUUUGAGAAUGCGUUUAAUGUCUCCACCCGUGUUGAUUACGAAGGAUCCAAAAACCUGACAUGCUACGUCACACAGUACGGUGUAGAAGAUAAGUGUUGGUUAGUGACUUACGCAGCCGGCAACACCGAAGGGGAGGGGGAUACUUAUAGAUGUUCCUGCCAUCUGUUUGAGUCAGAUGUGAUACCAUACUGCCACAUUUUCUCUGUUUUAAACGGGAAAGUGUGA
Messenger RNA from Argentina anserina (silverweed cinquefoil), 1353 nucleotides. RefSeq names its product protein FAR1-RELATED SEQUENCE 5-like. The coding region runs from base 1 to 1353 and encodes 450 amino acids. The transcript is spliced from 4 exons. NCBI's taxonomy places the organism in Eukaryota, Viridiplantae, Streptophyta, Magnoliopsida, Rosales, Rosaceae. The record is from RefSeq and is a predicted model, not a curated record. Gene Ontology annotation, biological process: regulation of DNA-templated transcription.